CCAUCCCCCAACCAGGCCGAGUAUUUACCGGGCACUUACUCCGCAUCUAGACGAGGUCGGGUUAGGGUCAAGCGUCAAGCGUCAAGCGUCAACAUACUAUCCGUGGGGAUCCUUGCUGCGGUGAUUUCCGUCAUUUCUCGCCCUCCUCAUCCGACUCCAGCCACGCGACCACCUCGGCAACCGGCCCGAUGAGACGGCGGACACGGCGCAGUGUCGUCCACCUGAUCUUCUUCGUCGGGAUUCUGUGUCUCAUCCUCUUCCUUAACCGACCGUCGCCACCCAGCCGGUCCUUCGCCUGGACCACCGUCUCGUAUGAGACCACCGCUACCCGCCUGCCCGAGGCCCGGGGCGAAUGUCCCGGUCUGGCAGAGACCGACAAACCCGUCCUGAUCGUGUCGCGGGUUGCCGCGGAUGACUCCAGCUGGCUCGCGCCGCUGGCGGAGCGGUAUCACCUCUGCGUAUACACGGCGGACGCACCGCGCGACCCGCGGUCGAAGCAGCUGCAGGUGCCGGCCAACCGGGGCCAUGAGGCGAUGGGCUACCUGACCUUCCUGAUUGACAACUAUUCCCAUCUCCCCGCGGCGGGGAUGGUCUUCGUGCACGGCUCGCGCUGGGCAUGGCACAACGAUGCCCCGGACUACGACAACGCGGCGCUGCUGGCCGCGCUGAACAUCACCACCGCCCUAGCACCCUGGGGGUACCACAAUCUCCGGUGCGACUGGAGCGUCAGCACCUGCUCCCCGAAGACGCCCGCCCAAGGCAGCCUGGAGCUGUCGAUGCAGUCUGUUCUGGAGCCGUGGAGCGCGCGGACGGCGUCGGACGUGGCUCUGCCGGGCGCGCUGGCCUCCCUCUUCGGCGGUGAUCUCGAGAGCAGCCGCGUGCUGCUGGGUCGGAACGACGCGGUGCGGGCGCAAUGCUGCGCGCAGUUCGUGAUCAGCCGCGAGAGCGUUCGACAGCACACGCGGGACGAGUACGUCGCGUUGCGGCAGUGGCUGCUGGAUGGGAGGGACGAGAGCCUCUCGCCCAACCGCCGAGCGGCGCCACGGGAUGACCGCGUUGCGGGCCGCAUCUUGUCUUAUGUGUGGCACAUCUUGUUCAUCCAGCGCCGGAACCUUUAUCCGGAGGGGCUGGGCGGGAGUAUCGACCUGGAGCGACUGAAUUCGAUUGCGUGUCCCCGAGCGGAAGACUGCUACUGUCGCCUGUAUGGACGGUGCGAUCUCUCGCCGUGCAGCGACGGGACUUGCUAUGGGCAGUACCAGCUGCCUCGGGAUUUCAAGGUUCCGGAGUGGGUGACUCAGGGGAAGGCAUGAAGGGCUACCGUAGCAGAUGGUGACGGGAUAGACUUUUGUUUCUUUGGCGAGGAUGAAGCCUGGCAAGGACACCCAGUCAUCAAGGCAUCAAGGCAUCAAAGCAACGUCUUCAGGCAUCAAGUGCUCGGGCGAUGCUCUCAGGCACCAAAUUGUCCAGCGUAUUUUGUAAUGCAUUUACUUGUUUCCUCCAGAGGAUCAAGCUAACAGCUUCUAUUCUAUCUAAAUAUUCUUCUUCUUCUA
This is a messenger RNA of Aspergillus heteromorphus CBS 117.55, 1550 nucleotides long. Its product is annotated as DUF3431 domain-containing protein. The record is from RefSeq and is a predicted model, not a curated record. Lineage: Eukaryota; Fungi; Ascomycota; Eurotiomycetes; Eurotiales; Aspergillaceae. Bases 189 to 1310 code for a protein of 373 amino acids. The transcript has a single exon.